AUGCCCGUGGGUUUUCCAGGAAACACAAAUGCAGACAGCGUGGUACACUACAGACUCCAGCUGACCUUUGAAGUCAGAUUCCUGCGCUUCCUCCCCUUAACCUGGAACCCCAAAGGCAGGAUUGGGAUUCGGAUUGAAGUGUAUGGAUGUGCCUACAGUCAUGCUAGCUCGCCCUCGCCCGAUGCUCUCAUGCUGGGCAGUUUGCUGGAUGAUGAGCACUGGCAUUCUGUUCUCAUUGAGCUCCUCAAUACAGAUGUCAACUUCACUGUGGACACGUACACUCAUCAUUUUCAGGCGAAAGGAGAGUCCAACUAUGUGGAUCUCGAUUAUAAGAUCAGCUUCAGAGGGAUUCCUGGACAUGGAAAAUCAGUGGCAUUCCCACAUAAAAACUUUCAUGGCUGCUUUGAAAAUCUCUAUUAUAAUGGAGUGGAUAUCAUUGAUUUGUCCAAGAAACACAAGCCACAGGUCCUCAUCAUGGUAGAUGUGUCAAUGUUAUUUUUAAAGUUCCUGGCCGGGGUGUCAUUCUGA
Molecule: messenger RNA, 528 nt
Organism: Rangifer tarandus platyrhynchus (Svalbard reindeer)
Lineage: Eukaryota; Metazoa; Chordata; Mammalia; Artiodactyla; Cervidae
Source: the annotation of a GenBank genome assembly